AUGCCAUCGUUUUAUACAUUCCAAUCACUUUGCCGGCUCACCCCAAGCUGUAAAUUACGGGGCUUCUACGUAAAACUCAUUAGACAACCACUUCCUCUUCAACUAUCUCCCGACAAGCAUAACUUCAUCAGUAUACGCCACAUUGGCACACGAUCUAGUAAUGCCUCUACACAUCAUAAAUUGGCACAAAAUGCAAACCUAGAAGAUCAUUUUGCUAGUCCGACUUCUAAUGCUAACUCUUGGAUGUCGGCAGGCAGACCGCGCCUUUCGAGAUUUGGUGCUCGACCAACUAUCAUCGCACUCGCAAGCAUAGCAUUUUCCGCAAUUACAAUACUGUCUUUCAAAAAAUAUAUGAUAAACCAAGAGGCUAGGCAUAUCCUUCAUCCUGAUAAAUUUACGCCGUUUGAGAUAAUCAGGCGAGAAGUGGUUUCGUCCACCGCUAUCCUCCUGACCGUCUGUACUCUACACGAUUCUCCUGAAAUAGAACAUCCUGAUCCUUACGCGCAAUGGUGGCAGAGGGGUAUUUGGUCUGUAGAGGUUAAGCAACCACAAUUGCAAAUAGCCCGCUCAUACACCCCGCUCCCUCCCAGCUCGGGGGAGCCGCAGCAUCAUCUCCGAUUCCUCAUUCGAAGGCAGCCGAAGGGCGAGAUGUCCAAUUAUUUAUACAAAUUACACGUGGGCGCAAAGAUCUAUCUACGUGGCCCCAAAGUUGAAUUUGAACUACCCGAGGUCGUGGGGCAAGUUUUAUUUCUCGCAGCUGGCACAGGAAUCGCGCCUGCUUUACAAAUUAUCCAUACCCUACUAGAGCGACAAUCCAACGAUAAACCUUGCCCCUUUGUCCACAUCAGCUGGGCUAAUCGUCUUCGUGAGGAUUGCAAAGGGGGAAAUGAGGUGGGAAUAAAGAGUAACGGAUCGAGAAACCACGAUCGAGACAUCAAUCUUAUUGUUCAGGAGCUCGAAGCCUUGCGCCAGAAAUAUCCCAACUAUCUCACUCUUGAUUACCUGGUUGAUGAAGAGCGAACUCGCUUUACGCCCCGAAAGUUGUCGCAGCUCGUGAAAAUUAACCCUUGCACAGAAAACAGACCUGGGGCACGUUUAUUAUUUGUCUCUGGCCCAGAGGGUUUCAGUGAAGCUAUGGCUGGACCUAAGAAGUGGGAGGACGGCGAUGAGAAACAGGGUGAACUCGGUGGUAUUUUGAAAAGACUAAGCUUAGAUGACUGGAAGAUUUGGAAGCUCUAA
Messenger RNA from Blumeria graminis f. sp. triticale, 1239 nucleotides. The record is from the annotation of a GenBank genome assembly. Lineage: Eukaryota; Fungi; Ascomycota; Leotiomycetes; Helotiales; Erysiphaceae.